GAAGGUCGGAAGACGUGGUGGGCGAGUACGAGUACGCGUUUCUCACAGCGUUGCGCACCAACUCGCUGUUUGCUGUUUUAUUUAUAUUUUGAUGACAGUUUUCAAAAAUGGCGAAGCUGAGCGAGCACGGAAUUCGCCUGAGCUGCAUGAGUCCAUCUUACCUGCACAGUAAUUCUACGAGUCACACCUGGCCGUUCAGCGCUAUUGCUGAACUUAUAGAUAAUGCCUGUGAUCCUGGAGUCACAGCCAAACAGAUCUGGAUAGAUGUUGUUGUAAUCAAAGACACAGAAUGCUUGACCUUUACAGAUAAUGGACAAGGAAUGACUCCUAAUAAACUGCACAAAAUGCUUAGUUUUGGCUUCACUGACAAAGGCCAAAAGAAAAAUCAACAGCCAAUAGGAGUGUAUGGUAAUGGGUUCAAGUCUGGAUCAAUGCGACUGGGGAAAGAUGCUCUGAUCUUCACCAAGAAUGGAGGUUGUCUCAGCGUGGGAAUGCUGUCUCAAACUUACCUAGAAAAAAUUCGUGCACAAGCUGUUAUUGUACCUAUUGUGCCCUUCAGCCAGCUUAACAAGAAGUUGAUUGUAACAGAAGAUUCAGUUGCCAGUUUGGAAGCUAUCCUGACUCAUUCUCUUUUCCAAGUCAAAGAAGAUCUGCUGGAGCAAUUCAACACCAUCCCUGGCAAGAAAGGAACCAAAAUUGUAAUCUGGAACAUUCGGAGAAACAAGGAUGGAAAACCAGAGUUAGACUUUGAGACUGAUAAAUUUGACAUUCGGAUGCCAGAUAUUAAUUGCGAUGAACAAGGGAGCACUGGGAAAAAGGCACAUCGGGGGCAGGAGUGGCAGAACAAGAGCAUCCCAGAAAUGAACUACUCACUUCGGGAAUACUGCAGCGUUCUGUACCUAAAGCCUCGUACCCAGAUUAUUCUGCGUCAGAAGAAGGUCAACACCAAACUAAUAGCCAAAAGUCUUGCCAAUAUUGAGUAUGAUGUUUAUAAACCCAGUUUCCUUAGCAAAAAGGUGCGGAUUACAUUUGGUUUCAACUGCAAAAAUAAGGAUCACUGUGGGAUCAUGAUGUACCACAAAAACCGGCUGAUCAAGGCUUAUGAGAAAGUGGGCUGCCAGAUUAAGUCUGGCAGCAGAAGAACUGGACAUGGGGUGAUUGGAGUGAUAGAGUGUGAUUUUCUGAAACCAGCUCACAACAAGCAGGAUUUUCAGUAUACCAAGGAGUACAGGUUGACUUUGGCUGCUCUCGGAAUGAAACUAAAUGAUUACUGGAAGGAGAAGAAGGAAACAAAAGCAAAUGAGAAGUGUGAAGCCAACAAAGAGUGUUUGGUUAAAUAAUCCUUUAUUUACUAAAGUAUAUUAGAGGUCCUGACAGUACGGAAGUUGCAAUCUUUUUUUGCAUUUGUUGUGAUUUGCUCAGGCCUCUGAUCUGCUUGUUGUAAACUGUCAUUAGGAUACACUUAAGGAGCAAGCUAUAACGAACAUAAAGACAACAGAUAAAGGAGAGUUAAACAAUUAAGUCUUAAGAAAAAAUACAAAUAUUUUUUUAAAAUGUAAAAAUCGCACUGUUUUGCCUUUUUGAAUACAGUAAGAGAAAAAAAGACCAGUUAUUUAAAUUAGAUCAUUUACAGGUAAAAUGACGCACUGAUUGUGAAACUAGUUGAAACUAAAACCUGCAGCCACUCGGAGUACCAAUUGCUAUGUUUGGGAGCCCAUUUUUAUCAUAUUCUCUAUCUAUCCAUCUCUCUGCGUAUGCAAAAUAAUGAUACACUGCAAAGGUCUAUUUUGUGUACUCAGUUGUAAAAUGAACAUAGAUAGAUAGAUAGAUAGAUAUGUGCAUUUGCUAAGUACCACUUGUAUUUCCAUUCAGCAAUAUGAAUGUCCUUAUAAAAUAUAUGCAGAUCAAAUUAAAUUUGAAAAAAAUAGCCAAAUACGUGUAAAAUGUAAAUUUCAGCUCCUGAAAUAAAACAAAAAUAUUUCAAGAGAUACAAAGAAAGUAUUUUAUAUCUGUUCUUGCAAAUUUGUCAUACAAUUCAUCAUAACAGAUGCUGGCAGCACCAAUUUGCUGGAAGCACAGGUACUGUAAAAAUAGUCAUAACCAGAUGUUGAAUCUUUAAAAAACCUUUACAUUAAAUAAGAAAAGUGAAACAAAGUACAGAGUAAAACAAAAAAAAAAGAUGAAGUUAUCUUAGAACUUGACGUGCUGUUGUGGAAUUGAUAUACUGAAAACUCCCCUCUCAUCCAUGCUGUUUCCAAGUUAUAUUAUGUUUGAAGUUAAAAUAUUUAUGGGAUGUUCUGGUCACUACAAGCUCCAAAUGUUUAGUGAAAUAUAAUGACUUAAUCAUUAAUGGAAAUAACUUGAGUAGUUUCUGGGAAGGAAAGAAAUUUGCCUCUAUUGUUGGGUUUCUUUUAGCACUAUGGUUUCCUGCAUCAUUUCAGACUUGUGCAUGUUACGUUGAUUGGCAGUUCUAAACUAGCCUUGCAGGAGUGUGUGUGAUUAUGCGAUUGAGUCUGCCCUGCAGUGUAAUGGCACCCCGUCUGCGGUUGGUUGCCAGUUUAAAGUCAAUGUUGCAGUGACAGGCUGAAGUCUCUUAACACAUACUUCAAAUUCAAAUCUAGGAUUAAAAAAUCCUCUCAAAUGAUCUGUUGUAAAAGGAAUGCACACACUAUAGUUUCAGAAAAGUGUUUUUGUCCAUCAGUCUACACUCAAUAACCAAUUAAAGCAAAAUGAAAACAUAUUUUCAGAAAGGUUUGCAAAUUUAUUCAAAAUGCAUUAAUCAAAGCUGAAAUCCCUCAUUUAUGUAUGCAUUCAUACUCUUUCCUGUUGCAAUCCAAAUUGUGGUCGGGUGCGUCCUGUUUGCUUUAAUUCUCCUUGAGAUAUGUCUAGAACUUGAUUGGAGUCCACAUCUGACAAAUUAAUUGGAGAAAUGCACACUCCUGUGUAUAUAAGGUCCAAAAAAUAAGCCAUGAAGUUAAAGGAACUCUCUGUAGAUAUUAAUGGUAAAAUUGUGGUUGGGCAUAGAUCCAGGAUAAGGCUAUAAAACCCAUGUUUAAGCUUUGAGUGUUUUAGGAGAAUGGUGUCCUCAAUAACUGUGAAAUGGAAAAUGUUUGCUACUACCAGGACACUCUCUAGCCAAACUGAGUAACUGGAAAAGAGGGGUCUUGGUCAGGGAGACAACCAAGAACCCAAUGGUCACUCUAACAGAGCUUCAGAAGUCCGAUGGACGACCAUCUCAGCAGCACUCACAUCAAUCAGAGGGAAGCCAAUUUGCGCUCGGAGUUUGCCAAACAGCAUAUAAAGGACCAUGAUAGCAUGAGGAAAAAGAUUCUCUGGUCUGAUGAGAGAAAAAUUAACUUUUUUUGCAGAUCUAUUUCUGGCAAAGGCCAAGCACUGCUUAUCCCAUGCCUAAUACCAGCCUUACGGUGAAGCAUGGUGGUGGGAUCAUCAUGCAGUGGGGAUGAUUCUUAGUGGUAGGGACAGGGAGGCAGGUCAGUACUAAGGAAAGGAUUAAUGCAGCCAAAUACACAGACGUCUUUGAAGAAAACCUUCUCCAGAAUGCACACAACUUCAGACUGGAAUAAUGGUUCUCCUUUCAGCACAGCAAUGGCUGAAUCAUAUAGUCAAGACAUUGCCGGAAUAACUUUGGGACAAAUCUCUGACUUUCUUUGAGCUUCCCAGCUAAAGCCUGCAAUUAAACCCAAUAACACAUAUGUAGAAGUCCAGAAGAUGGCAGUUUACUGAAGCUUCCCAUCCAAUUUAAAUGGAGCGUGAGAUGAUCUGCCAGGAAGAAUAGGAUAAACUGUCCACAUCUAGGUGUACAGAGCUUGCAGAGACUUACCCAGGAAGACUCAAACCUGCAAUUACUGCCAGAGUAAUGAAUUAAGUGUCUGAAUACUUUUAAAAAAUAAGACAUUUCAGUUUUUAAUUUUUAAUAAAUUUGGAAACUUUUCUUAAAACAUGAUUUUACUUUGUCAAUAUAGACUAUUUAUUUUAGACUGAUUGGAAAAAAUUGCAAAUGUAUCCAUUUAAAAUUAAAUCUACAAUAGAAUAGUGUGCAGAUGUUGAGGGGGUUUGAAUACUUUCUGAAUUAACUGUGUGUAUGUAUGUAUUUAUGUAACAUAUUUUUAAAUAUACACAGAUACUAGAUGAACUUGAGCAACAUCACAAUGGUGAUGUAGUUCUGCCAAAAUAACUAAACUUUUUUUAAAAAUGAGAAAUUUAAUUAAUUUGGCCAAAAAAACAAAGCAAAUGGAAAACAAAACCAUAUACUUCAGCAAAAUAUACAGUAUCCUGUAAAAUAUUUUAUUGGUACCUUAAUUUUACAAUGGGUAAAAGAAGAACAAAAGUUAAGAAUCGU
This is a messenger RNA of Polypterus senegalus (gray bichir), 4360 nucleotides long. Its product is annotated as MORC family CW-type zinc finger protein 4-like. Gene Ontology annotation, molecular function: ATP hydrolysis activity. Lineage: Eukaryota; Metazoa; Chordata; Cladistia; Polypteriformes; Polypteridae. The record is from RefSeq and is a predicted model, not a curated record. The transcript is spliced from 11 exons. Bases 108 to 1340 code for a protein of 410 amino acids. Gene Ontology annotation, cellular component: nucleoplasm; nucleus.